AUGGCCAAGAUGACGUCGGAGCCGCUGGACGAGAUCCAGCAUCGUCGUCCCGAAAUCAUUGAGUGGUGGGUCAGCCAGGGCGGUCGACCUAUGGAUGAGAAUAUGAUCCAUCGCUACUUAUCCGAGUCCGCUUUCUUUGACUGGGAGAGCAAGAACGGAAUCAUCUUCCAGCAAGCCAAGGCCAAUGUGGAGCAAUGGAUGUUAACAUGCGACCGCAAAGCGUUGGAAGACGUCGUGCGCGACCGACCAGGAACCGAGUACAUCAUUACUGGAGAGCCACGGCCAGUAGAAGACAAAGCGCUAGCAGCUCAGGGCAUGACCACUGGCAUAUGGACGAUCAGGAAGCAGAAUCGGGUUCUGAAGGAAUUGGCGAAAAACCCGACGAUGACUUCGCCUGGUCCCUCUGUCUUGACCGAGCCACACAAGAGAAGCAGAAAUCAUUACUGGGAACUCACGGUCCUUGGCACUUUUUUCGCGGUAGGCGAGUGUGUCUAUCAAGCUCCUAACGUGUUCGACGUGGUUGGAAAUCGGCUUCUUGCUGCAGCUGCAAGCCUGAAUACUUACUUCGGCACAGCGGGCAGUCUGCCGCGAUACACUCCAGCGGCAGGUCACCACUAUCUACCUCGUGCGCUCAAGCAGACCACAUCGACUUCAUCGACGGCCUCGCCUGGGGGAGGAACACUCAUGCCAGGCUCUCGCGAAGGAAGUGUCGCGCCAGAUGGAGAAUUACAGUCGAUCAGAGCAGGAUCUGUUGACUCAGACACUCGUCAGGCAUCUAGCAGCGCCGCUGCAUCCAACAGCAGAGAUACGCAACUGCUAAUCGAGACUCUGAAUCUUAUGUCGAACUACGGCGAUGAGUUUGCGGAUGAGAAUCCGCUCAUUGGAGAGCCAGGCAAUCUGCGCUUUACAACUUCCACGGCUGCGGUCAAGAAGCGUAGAGCCGAUGACGAGGCAGCAGAAGCGAAGGCCCGGGCGGAAAAGGAGUCCGCUUCGGCAUCUCAAGCGCCUACGCCGAAGCCUGAGAAGGCAGCGCCCACUCCACCUGCCGUCUUCUCGGAGACCAAGGCAACAAAGGCUGAGAAGCUCAAAGAGGAGCGUCGAGGUAGUAAGGCGAGCAAGAAGGAACGGAAGAAGAGUCGAGCACACAACAGUGGUACAGCAACGAGUCCGACUACGCCCGCAAGUGCAACGAGCACUCAGGCGCCCAACUCUGCUCUGUCGUAG
This is a messenger RNA of Lecanosticta acicola, 1224 nucleotides long. The record is from the annotation of a GenBank genome assembly. Lineage: Eukaryota; Fungi; Ascomycota; Dothideomycetes; Mycosphaerellales; Mycosphaerellaceae.